CAUCGCAAACACUUGGUUGCCGCGUCAUGUCUAUCCACUCAGUUUCCGCCAGUUGGAUUCCUCUUCCCCCUCACGUGUCACCCUCCAAAACCCUACCACCCCAUUCCGCAACCGUGCUCCACCACCACCACCACCACCACCACAGUUAGUUAACUUAAUUACUUGUAGUCAUUCCUUUUAGAUUUUUCCGGGACACUUGAUUUUUUUACUACUUCGUGAAGAUUAGUGCGUAGCCGGAGAGUUGUUCGGCGGAUUUUUGGGUUUCGUUUUUCUCCUUUUCUCUUUUUUUUGGGGGUUUACGAAUUUAGGGAAUGAAAUCUUAAUUUUGCUACCGUUGGAUCUUCGGGAGAUUCACGGCUGUCUGUUUCUGGUGUGGUUGUUGGCGUUUUUCUAUAGACUCGUAGUAACAGCAACCAACAACCGAAAUUGAGUUUUCGCCCGUCCGACUUGGACUCCUUUUCCUUCCACCUCAUACCAGGUCAGAAGAUCUUGACAGUGCUCCAUGCUGUUAUAUGAAUUUAGUACUAGGUGCUCAGGCAGCUUUGCUAGAUGUCCAUUGCGAUAUCUUAUAUCUGUUCUAUUUCUUGAAAGCUACUAUCAAGAAUGUUGGGGAUCCUGUAAAAGAAUCACCAGAACAGGGUUUAGAAAAUUUGGGCACAAUCUGCUGCUGCUCUAAUGGGGGCUGGGGAAGAAAGCACUCCAUCAAAAUCAUCCAAACCUGCAUCCUCAGCGCAGGAAGCACCCGUUACACCUACUACGCCUGUGUAUCCUGAUUGGUCAAGUUCAAUGCAGGCUUUUUAUGGUGCUGGAGCAGCUCCACCUUUCUUUGCUUCAACUGUGGCUUCUCCCACUCCCCAUCCUUACAUGUGGGGAGGCCAGCAUCCUAUGAUGCCACCUUAUGGGACCCCUGUUCCAUAUCCAGCUUUAUAUCCUCCUGGGGGAAUCUAUGCUCACCCUAAUAUGGCUGCGCCUCCAGGUUUUGUACAUGGAACUGCAGAAUCAGAUGGGAAAGUAACUGAUGGGAAAGAUCGUCCGUCAAGCAAAAAGUCCAAGGGGGCUUCAGCAAAUCAUGGCAUGAUUGGUGGAAAGACUGGAGAGGGUGGAAAAACAGCCUCUGGCUCUGGAAAUGAUGGUACCCACAGUGCUGAAAGCGGUAGUGAAGGUUCAUCAGAUGGAAGUGAUGAAAACAACCAGGACUUCUCUACAUCCAAGAAAGGAAGCUUUGACCAGAUGCUUGCUGAGGGUGCUAACGCACAGAACAAUGGUGUCCCUACUAAUUUCCCAAAUUCAGUACCUGGCAAUCCUGUAGUUUCUGUACCUGCAACUAACUUGAAUAUUGGCAUGGAUUUGUGGAAUACUACACCUACUGGUUCUGGACCCAUGAAACUCCGGCCAAAUUCAGUUGGUGUCGCUCAGACUGUUGCUCCAUCUGGCAUGAUGAAUGAUCAGUGGAUUCAGCAGGACGAACGCGAAUUAAAAAGGCAGAAAAGAAAGCAAUCUAAUCGUGAGUCUGCUCGGAGAUCAAGAUUACGGAAGCAGGCUGAGUGUGAAGAGCUACAACACAGGGUGGAAACAUUAAAUAGUGAGAACCGUAGCCUCAGAGACGAGUUGCAAAGGCUUUCUGAGGAAUGCGAGAAACUUACAUCAGAGAAUAAUUCUAUAAAGGAAGAGUUAACUAAGAUGUUGGGGGCUGACGCCGUAAGUAAAUUAGAGAAUGGCAAGUCUGAUACUCAUGAGUGUGGCGGAGAUGAAGGUAACUGUUAGGGAGAAAUUGACAAGCUGCGUAGAAUUUUCUUUUUAGUUGAAAGUCAUAAUGUUGUGCUUACUAAUCGUCUUACUAUACCUAAUUCUUCUACUAGUGUUGUAAUACUUAAUUCACUUUAGUUAUACCAGGUUUAAGGAUCCCAUUCUGUUUCUAAAGUUAGUGAUGGAGUAUCUUUGUGGCUUCUCUUGCUUCUAACCAAAUGUAUUGCUAUUUCUUUUCCUCGAGCAUCCAAGAUGUAAUUCUUUUUUCUCUUCUUGUUGGAGAUGGAUAUAUAACAUUUAUACAA
Molecule: messenger RNA, 2051 nt
Organism: Salvia miltiorrhiza (redroot sage)
Lineage: Eukaryota; Viridiplantae; Streptophyta; Magnoliopsida; Lamiales; Lamiaceae
Product: G-box-binding factor 1
Exons: 13
Coding region: 676-1764 (362 amino acids)
Biological process (GO): regulation of DNA-templated transcription
Cellular component (GO): nucleus
Molecular function (GO): sequence-specific DNA binding; DNA-binding transcription factor activity
Source: RefSeq, a predicted model, not a curated record